Messenger RNA from Mollisia scopiformis, 315 nucleotides. RefSeq lists its product as uncharacterized. The transcript is spliced from 2 exons. Lineage: Eukaryota; Fungi; Ascomycota; Leotiomycetes; Helotiales; Mollisiaceae. The annotation marks the transcript as partial. The record is from RefSeq and is a predicted model, not a curated record.
CUCCCCCUGGAUUCUCUCUACGUCGCUAUCUUGAUUGCUUUAGCUCAACGGUCAAGAGCGACAGCAUCAUCACAUACACCUGCGAGGCCACUGAAGGUCUCUCUUUUCGUUUCAGAACACACCAAAGACACCUCAACAAAUGUGCAAAGCCAUGCAAGUAGCCCGCCCGCCUGGAUCACCAGCUUAAAGCAAUACACUGCGACUAUCGCCGACGCAUAUCUGCAGAAGUUCGAUGAUCCGUAUCACUUCCACGCCAGUACUCUUCACAUUUACCAAACAUUAUACCACAUUAAUAUACUAGCAACUAUAUUCUAA